Molecule: messenger RNA, 11984 nt
Organism: Procambarus clarkii (red swamp crayfish)
Lineage: Eukaryota; Metazoa; Arthropoda; Malacostraca; Decapoda; Cambaridae
Product: serine/threonine-protein phosphatase PP1-beta catalytic subunit
Cellular component (GO): nucleus; cytoplasm
Molecular function (GO): protein serine/threonine phosphatase activity
Source: RefSeq, a predicted model, not a curated record
UUCAUCUUAGACAUAACUAUACUAUGCACUUGCAGACAGUCGAUUGAUAUUUGGUGAGAUAGUGUAAAAUGCUGUGAACCGGUCUUGCCUUCUGACCAGGUUGUAAACCAGAUAGACCUAAUUGUGUUUUAAGUCUCGCCCAAGGAUUCGAACCAGGGCGAAAUUUUGCAAGAUGGCCGAUACAGAGCUCGACGUAGAUAAUUUAAUUUCUCGCUUAUUAGAAGUGCGAGGAUGUCGACCAGGAAAGAGUGUACAGAUGACAGAAGCAGAAGUUCGGGGCUUAUGUCUCAAGUCUCGGGAAAUCUUUUUGCAACAGCCUAUCCUCCUUGAACUAGAGGCUCCCCUAAAAAUCUGUGGUGAUAUCCACGGACAGUACACAGACCUGCUGCGGCUGUUUGAAUAUGGCAGCUUCCCUCCAGAGUCCAACUACCUGUUCCUCGGAGAUUACGUAGAUCGCGGCAAGCAGUCACUUGAAACUAUCUGCCUUCUACUGGCUUACAAGAUCAAGUAUCCAGAGAACUUCUUCCUGUUAAGAGGCAACCAUGAGUGUGCAUCAAUCAACAGAAUUUAUGGUUUCUUUGAUGAGUGUCGACGAAGGUACGGAACGAAACUCUGGAAGACAUUCACAGACUGCUUCAAUUGUCUUCCCAUUGCUGCCAUUAUUGAUGAAAAGAUAUUCUGCUGCCAUGGAGGCUUGAGCCCUGACCUUCAGAGCAUGGAACAGAUCCGUCGUAUCAUGCGGCCCACCGACGUACCUGACACUGGUCUACUGUGUGACCUAUUAUGGUCAGACCCUGACAAAGACGUGCAAGGCUGGGGCGAGAAUGAUCGUGGCGUUUCAUUCACAUUUGGCGCUGAUGUUGUCAGUAAAUUCUUGAAUCGUCAUGACUUGGAUUUAAUAUGCAGAGCGCAUCAAGUUGUUGAAGAUGGCUACGAGUUCUUUGCUAAGAGGCAGUUGGUCACAUUGUUCUCGGCCCCAAAUUACUGUGGGGAGUUUGAUAAUGCUGGAGGGAUGAUGUCUGUAGAUGAAACAUUGCUCUGCUCCUUUCAGAUCUUAAAACCAUCAGAGAAGAAGGCGAAGUACCAAUACAGUGGACUAGCCCAAAACCGUCCCAACCCUCCUAAUCGGCAACAACGGCCGCAGCAGAAAAAAUAGUUUGGGUGUCGAAAAUAAGAGGUGAGCCUAAGUGGUGUUUGUAAUAGCAGCAGUGGCAGUGGUUGCAAUUGACGUUUCGUCACUUGCGUCGAAUGGCUGCUUUCUCAGUACAGUACACGAUAAAAACGACAGCAGUCCUCUCUAAACAAGAUGCUCAUCGUCUAAGAGGGCCUUACCUUUAUAUUGGAGCGGUCACUGAAGAUAGACUAUAGAAGCAAAAUAUUUUCCUCAGUAGUAUUAUAAGUGGCAGAUAAUCAGUAGUGUGAUGUUAACAAUACUGGUAAUUUGCGCAGAUUUAUAAAAUGAUUGACGUUGCAUUUAUGUAAUGUAAUCGUAGGUAAAGAAAAAGUCUCAGUAUUGGGUGUUGCAACAGUCUUGAUUGUAUUUUUCUCUCAUUCCUUUCCCCAAGCAUGAGUUUUUUUGAUAGCGCUGUUCUUAGUUUUUUUUGGAAAUAACUAUUAAAAGAUUAAGUUUGAAAAUAAUUACAAUUUAGAUGACGAUACUAUUGACUAACCAUCUAAACUUGUCUAUAUAUACAUUAUUUUUCCAAAGUAUGAUACAAUAUUUCUAAGGCUAGUCCAGAUGCAGUCAUAGAGUGAAUGACUCAUUACAUAUGUGCAAAGUUAGGCAUUCAUAUUCUGAUGGGGGGCUCACAGCCGUUCAGGCCAGUUCUGACUCUUUAAACCCAUAUUUAGUAGUACACAAGAGUCAAGAAACACAGCCCUGAUAACAUGCUAUCAGAUGCACUCUUAGCAUGUUCCAGCUUUUCACAGCAUCUCUGUAGUAUUGAGUGUCAAUGAGAUUGCUAAAGCCUGGAAUAUGCUAUUGAUGAUACUUUAGUUAGCAUCAUUGUCUUAUGAGUGCUUUGCUUCUUGUGUGUGUGUAUGUAUGUGUGUGUGUGUGUGUGUGUGUGUGUGUGCGCGCGCGCGCGCUACUAAUGGGUCUCCAAGACCCAUACGUGUGUCUAUGGCUCAAUUCUGAAAUCUGGCAUGAGAUCGGCCUUUUUUUCCAUGUAGUACAGUUGGUUAAUUGCAAUUUGAUGAUAUUCUUCAGUUCUGGAGUUAUUUUAUACUUAAUAAUGUUCAUGCAUGAUAUUUUCAUUUUGUCAGAUGAGUGGCUUUUCUUACAUCUCUGGUCCAUAUUGGCUUGAUAAAAAUUAAGCAUUGAUCAUGUUUUCAGUCCAGUUAGUUUACUGCUACUCAAUCUGUUCUGAAAUAGUUUUAUUGUAUAAUUGGGGGAUCUCAUGCAGCAUUGUGGAAUGUGGGCCCUGGAAAGAGAAGUCUUGUCUUCCCCCUGUAUUAUUUUUCCUGAUGCAUAUGUUGUAGAAUUGCCAAGAUUGAGUUGUUGCCUUGUUCCAGCAGUGGUCAUACAGUAUAUCAUGCCAUCAUAUGCAAAUUGGUGAUUUAACUUGGACUCUAGGGACAAAAAUGAAUCUGUUGAUUCUUACCUUGCACCACCGAUCUAUGCACCAGUAAGCUGAAUAAUAUCAGACGAAAACCGUGUUGAAAAUUCUUAAAGGUGCCGAAAUUACAAUCCACAGUAUUUAUCACGUGCUAAGAAGCUUAUCUUCAAUAGCUUUUGUUGAGAGGCACAUUUUACAGGUCAUAAAUUUUAUGAGAAAAAGUAUUUCUUUAGGUAUAUAUGUGUGUGUGCGUGCAAUCCUAAAAUUCCUUUAUGUAAUGUAAUGGCAUGUGCAUUUUUAACCAUAUGCUAAACUUUCUCGAAUGAAAACCAGUGUGAAGAGUGUUCUCCUCAUCUGGGAAAUUUUCAUAUGGUACUUAGUCUAGACUUGGGUUUAUGUUAUUCCCUAUGUCAGUGAUGUUACUACAGUUAAACAAACAAAACAAAAAAAAAGCUAUUAUUCUCAUGCAUGUGUGUUGCAAGGAGAAAUAGUCCUUCCACACGUAAUUAUAUCUUGUUUUCAGUUUUAGACAGUUUGUAGUGGGUGAAGGCUGGAACUUGGCAAAAAUGUGAAAAAAAAAAAACAAAUCAAAAAAUUUAUUUAUUGCACAAACAGUGUUGAAUUAGAUAGCAGUUCCACCUCAUAAAAGAUAUGUGCCUCAUGUAGUUACCUAUCAGACUGAAUAUGUCUUUCAAUAAAAUUACAAAGUAGUCAAAUUUAUUAUAUAUAUAUAUAUAUAUUUAUAUAUAUAUAUAUAUAUAUAUAUAUAUAUAUAUAUAUAUAUAUAUAUAUAUAUAUAUAUAUAUAUAUAUAUAUAUAUAUAUAUAUAUAUCUAUAUAUAUUAUUGUAUAUUAUAGUUCAUACUAAUCACUAUUUGGGGUUCAUUAUAAAACAUAUAUCAUUUGUUAUUAAUUGGUAUCUCCAUUUCUACACUAUCCAGAGUAAAUACUAUACACAUUCUUGAGUUCAAACUAUUAAGAGCAGUGUCCACCCAAUUUGAGUUUCACUACAAAAACACGGUAAGCAGUGAUUUUAGUCCUGUCAUACAAAAAAAAAAAUAUUUAUUAAUUAUUUUCUUAGUGAAAAGUCUUGUGAAAGUUUAAGGGGGAAACAUCCAUCCGGCCCCGUAAGGGUGUUCAAGUGAGGAUGCAUUUGAAGAUAUCCAACGUUCUUCCAGAAGCAACACAUCUUGUAAAUAAAGAAUAGUAAAACACUGAAAGGUAAAAUAUAAUAUAAUUUUGAUCAUAAUAAUAGUAAUAAAAAUUUACACAUAAGAAAUGCAUUAGUGUGUAUAAAGGAAUAUAUAUAUAUAUAUAUAUAAUCUAAAAUCUAAAAUAUACACACUGAUCCAAGUAUGCGGAAAAACCACAUGUGAAAAAUAGAGAAUGCUAAACGCGUUUUCGGCUCAAUUCGUCUUCAUCAGAGCCUUUUAGAAUCCAGAAUAGAGAAUGCAUUUAGCAUUCUCUAUUUUUCACAUGUGGUUUUUCUGCAUAUAUAUAUAUAUAUAUAUAUAUAUAUAUAUAUAAUAUAUAUACUAUAUAUAUAUAUACAUGCAUACACAAAAUUUAUAAAUGUAUAUAUAAUAAAUUACCACAAAUACGAAAAACAAAUACAGUUCGGGCGUUCUCUUUGCCACCCACCAGACUUGUUUUCUCGUGUUGCAGACAGAGAGCCAGUUAGGUUCGUGCAGGGGUCCCUCCUAGCCUAACACCCGACCUUCCUCAGGAUGCACUCCAUAACAGUUGCCGAAUUCAAAGGUUGUUAUUUAAGCCAAGGUGAACGGUCAUUAGGGGUAACUAAACGUGCCAACAUGUCGCGUUCUGCCCAUGAAUCAAACUCGGGAUUGUUCGGUGUUGAGCUGGUUGUGCUGCAAAUGCUGUACGCUAAAGGUGUCCUCGCUGCCUCGUGGCUAAAGUCGUGAUGUUUCUAACUGAACUUGACUAGGAUUCAUAAAGUGUUUGAAGUGUCCACUUAUGUGAAACCUGUGCAUCUUUCCUCAGUCAUUGCUGCUUGGGUUUCACUUAUUAGUAAACAGUUUAGGAGUGCUGAAGCAGGUUGUUAUGAGAUUGUCUUAUUACAAUAUUAACCUUGGGGUGCAAAGAUUGGAAACUUGUAAACUGUUUGAAUAAAUGCAAACCAAGCAGUCAUCUUCUGGAAGGAUGUACAGGUUUCAUAUGUGGAAACUGAAAUGCUUGAUGAUUUCUGGCCCGAGAGAGAGAGAGAGUGAGGAAUGACUUGCUGUUAUAGGUGUUCGGGGGAGGGGGAUAAUGUGCUACACACUUUUGCGUUCAUCGCAGGGAUAGAUCUCUUGGCUUUGAUGGUAUCUAGCAAGGUCCAUGUUUAAAGGCACUCUGGUAUUAAGGUGAAGGUGAAGGCAGGGACCUACCGCCAUGGACAAUCAGGCAUGGUCAUUAAUGAGGCACUGCCUGGCCAAACAUGUCAUGUAACCCCAAGACUUGAAAAGUGACUCUGGCCAUAGAAAAUAGAGCAAAAAGGAUAAAACCCACAUCAUAAAUAAUGUUCAGAGAAAUUGCCAACACAUCACUAAUACUAAUAGUUAAGGCAGAAAUUGACAUGUUCUUGCUAACACACUUUAAUCAACCAGACUGUGAGUUUCAAGAACCAUUAUUUAGGCUCUUUACCCAACCAAGAGAAUGCUCAUUUGUAUUAUAAAAAAAAAUACAAUAUAUGGGUGCCCCCCAAAUAAAAUGGUGAAAUACUUCUUCCAAUCAUUUGCCACAUCAUCUUUACCAUGGAGAAAAGUAAUUGACAAGUAGCUAUGUAAUUAUUUGAGUGUAAAUUGCCAUUGGUUUUCUUCAUGUCAAUUUGGAAACAGGAAGUCAGCAGCAUUGACCCACCACUUGCAUGUUGUCAGUGCACUGUGUGUGAAAAUGACUUAAGAAAAAUGAAGCAGCAGAGGUGCCUUUCAAAUAUUGCCAAGAGUACAGUAACAGCGAGUCACUACUAGAGGCAUGUAACGCGAUACCAAAAUAAUUUCAACUAGAAAACGCUCCCAGGAAGGCCUGCAUGUCAGCCAACGGCCAUUAGAUAAAGGUAACCCAUUAUGAAGCUCGGGGAGAGGAGCCACUCUCAUGGUGUAAGUUCACCCCAAGAGCAGAGAGCCCCCACAUUGCCAAUCUCAGUCACGAGGCUCGACUUUUCGACCAGGGACACUGCCGACUGAUUGUCAAGUCUGUUUUAAACUGUGGAGUCUAUGGGAUCUGUGAGUGAUUUGCAAUUAAGGCCUAUGUGUGGUUCUCGUGCAAGAUUUUGGGGCAUGUCCAUGGUGACAUAUAGCAGUGAGUGUGGAGCUAGUGGGAAGACCCAAAACUAGAAGUUUAAUACUUAUUACCUGUCUUUAGCUAGUCCUUGUUUCACUGGGGAAUAAAUUAUAUAAUGGAGUGUAGUGCAACGGAAAAGUUGAUCUCUAUGAAGCUUAUGAAAGGCAGAGAUAAUAUUAUAGAUAAUUUCUUGAUACCCAUAAGUCAUACCCAAGCUUGACUUAUUGUAACUUGACUUAUUGUAAAAGAAGUGAAGUGUAUGGCAUUGGAGACAUGAAUUGUGUGUUGGCAGAGAAGCAAAUUGUGUACUCACCUAGUUGUGCUUGUGGGGGUUGAGCUUUGACUCUUUGGUCCCACCUCUCAAUUGUCAGUCAACUGGAGAAAGAUUCCUGUGUGGUGAUAUAGGUGAGGGGUGGCAGUUAUGUGAGGUAUGAGGUGUCGUACAUGUACUCACCUAGUUGUACUCGCCUAGUUGUGUUUGCAGGGGUUGAGCUCUGGCUCUUUGGUCCCGCCUCUCAACCAUCAAUCAACUGAUGUACAGAUUCCUGAGCCUACUGGGCUCUGUCAUAUCAUGUAAGAUGGUAAUGAUUCAAGGUGUGGGGUGGCAGAGAUGAGAGGUGUGGGGUGGCAGGGAUGAGAGUUGUAGGGGUGGCAGGGAUACGAGGUGUGUGAGGUGGUGGAUAUAUGAGGUACAGGGUGGCAGAGAUGAGAGGUGAGGCUUGUGUGAAUGGUUUAGACAUACAGUAUAGAGAGACGAUGACAGAUGAUAAGUUGGCCAGGAUAAUAAACAAAGGGGUUUAGAGAGAUGGGUAUACAACCAACAUCAUGGUAAGGAAAAGAAUAAUGGCAUUGUUUACAUUGUAUGCUUGCAAAAGUUGUUCAGAGACGUUCUGUCAAGGUCAUUUCCGUUGGGGAAACAAAGCGUCACAGAUGUCGAUACUGUAAUAGAACACCGAAACAAUGCAGAAUCGAGGCUUUCUAUUUUUGUAUUCGGCAUGCAGUUUAGUUCAAGCAAGAUUACUCUGAAAAAAUGUUUUGAUUCAUAUUUUAGAACUAGGUGCUUGAAUUUAUUUUGUUGAUACAGUGUACUAAUUAAUUAAUGUACAGUAUUUUAACAUGAGUGGGGAAAAAAUGGCAGCUCUUAGUUACAUGUUUUGUAUUACUGAUUUGUCUGUGGGUUCAUUUGAUGCUGUGUCCUCCUGGGAAUGGUCUUUGGAACUGGCAGCUCUGAUAGAAGAGCCUCCCUCUUGUGUAAUCUCUUAGUUGUAAUUCCAGGAGUUGAGCCGCGGCUCUUGGGGUUUUGCCUCCCGACCCUUCAUCGACUGGUGUAUAGGUUCUAGAGCCUAUUUGGGUAUGUACUCUCCUGUAGGUGCUGGUGACCUCUACUCAUCAUUUUAAUCCCUCAUUUCUUAGUCUUUUGUGCAAUGGAUAUUUAGCUUUAUUUACUUAUAUUAUUUACUAAGUUGUUAUUGUCAUUAUUAUUAUUAUUAUUAUUAUUAUUAUUAAAAUUUAAUGUCGAUUCAAUCUACACAGUAAUUUCAUCUUAUGGAAUUUUGUUCCUACUAGAAGUGUUGUCUAUUCUGGAAGAGCAUCGGGUAAUUGAAUGCAUCCCCACAGUAUUGUUCAGCUCUUGAAAAUAUUGAAAAAAUAAAAAUGGUAAGUGAAAAGUGCCAUUUGCAUAUAGGUUCACUAGAUAACUUCAUAUUGAUUUUCAAAUAUUACUUACCUGUUGGAAUAUUGACUACUAGGAAGGGACAUCAUUCCCAUCUUAUCUACAUCAUCUAUUAAAUCAAUAAUACCAAUUGUAUGUGUAGUAUACAUUAGUGAACAGUUUCCGUACCCCUUGGUCUCUGUAAAGGUUUUUUUUGAGUUCAGUGAUGUCUGUAUGUUUGAAAUUUACUCAGGAUUGUGAGUUGUCACACCUCACAUCAUGGUAUUCAAAUCAUUUGUCAGGGAGCAGCUGUAAAGUAUCACCUUAGCAUGAGUAUGGGACCAGUUACACUUUGCGGGAACCAUUCCUUACAUCAUGCGGUAAGCUAGAUAACAGUUCUUUGUUAGUCCCCAUUUAAAACUAUUUUAAAUCUGGGUGGUGCCAGUUAGACACCGUUAGACACCCAUUGGUUUCAAACCAAAAACAAUAAAAGUGAAGGCUACAAAUAAAACAUUUUGUUUUUUAGUGGCAAGACUUAGGACACAAAGGUCAUAGAGUCAGAGAUAGAUACUUGAACCUUUCCAGCGAAGUUUAAAUCUAGAAAUAAUAAACAGUACCUCAGUCAUGUGUAAUGUUUCCUAUUUACUGCAAGAGAAGUUCAAAAUAAAGUUUCUCCUGUAAUUCGAGAGAAUUCCCAAGCCUCAAGCUUGUUUAGGUUCGGAACUAGAGUGAACUAGCAUGUAAUCGAGAGGUACAUCUCAAGGCUCGGGUACUGCUGUCGGCCAUUCCACUGGUAUUCGGAAAUGACCGGGUGUUAAUUCAUUAUAAUUUGUGAAUAUAUGUUAUGAUUCAAAAGCAAGCUUUGACCCCCUAGACAAGUUAUCUAAUAUUUCCUUUGGGGUCUUUUGUAUAUUAAAAUUCCCAGCCAACCAAAUUGACCACAUUGAAAAGCUUAGCAGUCAAGCAAUGAUGCUUUGUUCUAUGCAGUAGUAAUAAGAUAAAAUUCUAGUAGUUAAAUUUGAUAUCACUAUAUGUUGCCUUAAUGUGUUAGUGUAUAUAGUGUGUGUGUAUAUUACCCUGUGUACAGAAAACUAAUUUUCUAAGAGUGUGCAACCUGCGAGGCGAUGGAUGAGCUUGUGAAUGUAAAAGCUUACCAAUUUAUUAUUGAAUAUUCUUUAUUGCUUAUUUACUCAAACCUCUUAUCUUUUUUUUCCUCUAUUUUACAAGGUCGCCUUUGAUUUAAGUGUUGCCCAUCAAUAAAUAUGGGCAAAAAUUAGGGUAUGAUAACCAUAAAUUGUUAUUUGCUAAAGAAAAUUAUCUUGUCUUUUUUUUUUUUGUCAUACACAAGAAGAAUCAUGGAUAUAAUUUUUUCUCUCAGGAAUAUCUGUAUUCAUGCACUUUGCAUUCUACUUUCCUUCUUCCCUUCACUGUGAAUAUAAAUCAUCACAGUAUUUGGUAUAAUUAUAUAUGCUGUAUCUUACAUAUAUGAUUAUGGCCAAGAUUCAAGACACAUUUUUUUUUAUAUAGAGAAUAAAACUGUGUAGACUGUUUUAAUAAGUUAUAAACAAGCAAGACAAUUCUGAGGAGUGGGGAAAGAGAGUCAUAAUCAAAUGCCCCAUAUCAAAUUCCUAGAAAAUGGCCUCAGAAGAACAAGAGAAAAUAACAAAUUUGUUGAAUUGGAAAUUACAAAUUCUUAGUCAGGUAAAAGAAGAUAGAUAAUUGUGGGUAAUAGGGUGAAAGAGUUGGCAUAUGCACAUCAUGAGCAGAGAUGUAAAUAUGUUUGAGUAAGCAUACAAUUGAUUAGUAAAAAAUGUGCAUGUAGAGUGAAAAUUAUUAGAAAUUGCAUAAUUUGAAAAUGUAUAGCAUGUACAGUAUCAGCUUUACUGAUGGCAAAGUUCUGCCGACGAUUUUGAUAGGACGAUUCAGUGACCAUUAUAUAAUGUGGUUUUGUGAGUGCAUGCGUGUGUGAUUUCCAGUAUUAUAAGUCGAGGGUUGCCAGGAUGUAUAGGAAUUAUUUUUUUUUUUUUUUUUUUAAUCUCUAGAAAUUAUAUUUGGUUUAGGAUUAAAGGAUUGUCUUGAUUAACAAGUACUGUACCUGUCAAGUUCAUGGUAAAUUUUGGUGUUAAACCAGCUCUUUCUAGGUAGCAAAAGUUAAAACUGCCUGGACAUUAUUUUAAUACUCUGCCACCCCUACUCCCAAAACCCAAAUGUUUUUAGUAAUGGCUCUUAAGAAUAUGCAGUACACACACAUCAGGGCUCCUCAUUCUGUUGUAACAUUGUGGCACAUUACUCUGUGAUGGUUUUUAGCCAGUCUAUGUUUGGAAAAUGUCUAUCAUGGAGGGAUAUUUUGUAAUUUCAUUUGUUUUAAUAUACUGGGCUCAUAACCAUUAGAUUUAUAGGGCUAUACUGUGCAUUGUAUGUGCAAAAUUAUUGGAUAGUUGUCAUACGAGACCAAACUCAACAUCGGCAAUGUAUGUAUUCGUAUACAAACCCAAAACCCAAAUCUUGUCUGCAACUGGAUUAGUUACAUUUUUAGCAUGUCUACAAAUGUUUUGUUACGUUGUCCAUUAAAUUUUUUUUACGUAUUUCAAGACCUUCUAAAUCCGGGCAAAUGUUGUUUAGUAAUGCUUUGUUCAGAGGAAGAAUAUAUUUGACAGUAUACGGAGCAUACAAAACUCUGUUCAUUUCCAUAGGAAUUAUAGGUAAAAAGAAUGUACAUACUGAUUGCCAGAAAGAGUUGGUGUGUGAAAUGCAAAAAAAUAACCAUAUGCUUAUCAUCAUCAUUUAAGUUCCAGAUAGGAAAGGCAUGAAAGUGGUAGUCAUGAUCUGAAGAAAAGCACUGAGAAAGUAAUAUUAUGUUUUAAAUUCUUCAAGAACUAAUAACAGUACAGUAUUUGAAAUUACCUUAAGUAUUGUACACGAAAAUUCAAAUGCAAAGAAUGAUAAAAUUCUGAAAUUUCAUAAAAUAAAUAUAUAUAUAAUGUACUGUAUAUACAUACAUAUACAGCUUCUUAAGAGUGCUGUAUUUGUGUAUAUUUUCACAUAUAUAUUUGUAAAGAAUUAUACUUUGCAAAAAAAAAAAAAAAAGUUUGAAAUAUUUGUCUAGUUACAUCAUCACUAAUAUUGGGCACAGUUAUUUUUGGUUAAUUUCACAAGUUGCAUUAAGAAAAAAAAUUUCAAAUUAGACAAACCCUACAGGUACAGUACUUACUUAUUUGGUGUUACUUGCCCUGAUUUAGGCAAUUAUGGACGACUAUUACAACAUUAACCCAGUUUGUGGACCAUUGUCAUCGAACAUUUUUCAUAUCUAUUAAAUUAUGUGACCCCCCUAAUGGUUGUGUUAAAUUUUGAACUUGUUAUAUAUAAUGCAACAAGACCUGAAAAACUAUUACAGAGUUGUCAAAUACUAUUAUAUAAAGUCAAUCUACUUUAAUACUUUUUUUUUAUAUAUGAUAAUCAUCAUGAAAGCAAAUUUUUGUCGGGUAAGCCAGAGUUGGUCAGCAAUAUCUAACGAACAUUUGGUAACUGUAGUAACAGCGAGAGUAUCAUUAGGUAUUCCUGUUUCUCAUGGUGUUGUCCUUGGCCAUUACAGAGGCUAUACUGUAUAUAUAUAUAUAUUUUUUUUUAUCUCAUUUGACGGAGUUGCAUAAGGGGUUGUGGAAGGGGGGUGGGGUGACUGAAAGAGAUUAUAUGCCCGAAGUCUUGCCCCCUCUCUUGGUGUGUGUGUCUGUCCCUUCCCUUCCCUGUGGUUGAGUACUUAAAAGGAGAAUGACCCUAGACAGACGGAUCUCUUUCAGUUGUUUAUUGAUUGGAAAAAUGGCAAUUGGUGAGUUUGCUAUUAGUGUAAAUGUGGAAUUAGGGUGCAUUUUUUUUCCUUUAGUUGGCAAUCUCCCUGAUGUGAUUUCACAAUACGCCGGGUACAGUAUAAGCCGAACUAUACUGUACUUAAUUUUUUUUACAUGAUUUCUCAGAUGUUGAUCUUGUUAAGAGGAAAACAAGUGAUACUAGUUAUUCAUAUUUAUGUACUCUUACAUAUAUAUUUAGCUUUCAAUUCAUUUAUUUAUUUUUAAAGAUAAAAUGCACUUGGUUUGAUGUGAUAUGCAGAUUAUAAUUAAAAACUUCACUAACAUUGCAACAGAUUAAUAUUCAUCCAUCCAAACUAUACUGGUAAUAGAAGUCAAACUUUUAAAAGUGUAUACCUUAGAAAGAUGGAUUACGUGAUACAGAAUAUUUUAUUUUUGUGACUUAGCCGAAGAAACGAGGCACUCAAGGGGUCAUGUUCUCAAAGCAUCACUAUAGAAACACAUCGUAGGCAUGAACGAUACUGUUUGCAAUACAGAAAAAUUUCUUGUGCUACAAUAAAGCGUGAGCAUUAAUUUCAAUAUACACAGAAUGGGGGGGGAGGGGGGAGGUCUUCAAUAUGUUGGUGAGAAUUCGGCCAGGUAAAAAGUUUUUUGUAACAAGUGGCCAAUCAAUAAAGAAUUCUACACUGCC